GUGAUGAUGUUUUAGUGGGUUUUCUGGAACAAGUAUGGAAUACGAUUCUCUGAAGCCCAUUAUAUGAACAGAUUCACUUUCCUGAUAAUAAGGAACCUUACUUUUGCUUACUUUAGCGAUAAAGAAGAAUUCUGCCUAAAUUCUAAUCAUUCGAUUCUUAAACAGCAAGUUCUACUCAUAUGAGAAUUCCAAUAUAGUGUUUAAUCAAGCAGCAUUUUCAGGACUUAGUUCAAUUCAACUAAAGCAGAGAUCAAGCGCAAAGGACAAAGUCUUUCAAGUCAUUUCAUAAAUUAGAGACCAGAGAUCGAGUCUUAUACUUCGCAAACAGAAGUUUACUGAUUCUGCUAUAGUUCGAUUAUUUUAAAGCUUAUUCAAAAUAAGUUUCUUAUUCAAAAUAUGACAUAUUUCUUUCAAAAGACCAGUUAAUAAUAGUUGAAUCGUUCUCAUGAUGAAAAGUUCUCGUGACAGAAGAUAAUAUGUUAUUAGCAUUUUAAAAGUUGCAACAUUUUCUGUAUGCGCCUGUUAUUUUCAGACGAAAUGAUAAGUUUUUAUCCGAUAAACAUGUGGAAAUUGCAACGAAAAGGACUUUUAGUGGUCAUCAAUUUGAAUGUUGUUAUGCCGUACUGCCAUGGUCUUAUUGUUCUAGAGUCAAUGGUAGUUCAAAAAUUGGCAUCUUUGCUUACUGGUUAUCCCCUUCAGUUUUUGACCCACUUCUACAGUAUCCUUAGAAAAGAAUAAACAACAAUUUUACUAUAAAUAUAUUUUGAUGCACCCAAAAUUUAAUCAAACAAAAAUGGGAAAAACAUUGGAUAUUUUACUUGGAAGGAAAUCAUCAAAGCUAAGUAGUUUGGCAGAACAUGCUAUUACUAGGAACUCAUAUCACAAGAACCGGCAACAAGCACUCUUUUCAUUUUCUUACUCUGAUAUUGUCCAACUCCUCAACCUUAGUCACCAUGAACAAGCUCUUCUUCGAGUUGAACAUGUGAUAAAGAGCAAGAACAUGUUGGAUGCUUUCGAUUUGAUAGAGUCUUACUGUCAACUUCUUAAGCAAAAUACGUCUUUGAUCGAAAAAACCAAGGAGUGCCCAGAAGAACUAAAGGAGGCCAUAGGAAGCUUAAUUUACGCGUCUACAAGGUUCGGAGAUUUCCCAGAACUACAACAUAUCCGAGAUUUUUUCACUUCAAAGUUUGGGCACCAAUUUGUGUCACAAGCAAUUGAGUCUCCUAGAGAUUUUGGUGUCAAUGAUAAGAUUAUACAGCAACUAUCAAGAAGAAAACCAAGACUGGAAACAAGAAUAAGCUUUCUCAGGGAAAUUGCUUCCAAUAAUGGCACAACUUUAUAUUUACGCACAGAUGUUCAACAACGAUGAAGAAAAUAUCAUUUAUAAGAUUGAUCAUGUUGCACUUUAAUGGUUGCACCAAAGAAGAUAAUGGCAAAUCAACACUACAACUUUGAGUCUUGACGAGAAGAAGCUAGCCGACGAAUAUUCACUGACCAACUACAAGCUAUUAGCUAUAGGAGAUUAGCAGAAGCUAGGAAGUGAAAGAUUAUAUAUCCACAAGAUUGAACCAAUGAGGUAUUGGCCUUGCGGCAAAGACUGAAGGCUUGUGCACGAUAUGCCGUUACGUCGUCAGAGGUUCAAAUCGCCAUUCUUCAUUUCUAAUGCCUAGAGUAACUCCAAUGGUCAUAAGAAGGACUUGCUCGCAAAAAAUAUAUGAGCAGAUAGUUAAUCGUUGGUACAUAAAAUUACAUAAGCAACUAUCACAAUAUUGUAGCUCAUAUGAACAGAUAGAUCACGCAAAAAAUGUGGAUAAAAUAAAAUAAAAUAUUACAAGGA
Molecule: messenger RNA, 1837 nt
Organism: Spinacia oleracea (spinach)
Lineage: Eukaryota; Viridiplantae; Streptophyta; Magnoliopsida; Caryophyllales; Amaranthaceae
Exons: 4
Coding region: 767-1369 (200 amino acids)
Biological process (GO): protein transport
Source: RefSeq, a predicted model, not a curated record